This is a messenger RNA of Macrosteles quadrilineatus (aster leafhopper), 2729 nucleotides long. Its product is annotated as ribonucleases P/MRP protein subunit POP1-like. Gene Ontology annotation, cellular component: nucleolar ribonuclease P complex; ribonuclease MRP complex. Gene Ontology annotation, biological process: tRNA 5'-leader removal. The coding region runs from base 153 to 2654 and encodes 833 amino acids. The record is from RefSeq and is a predicted model, not a curated record. NCBI's taxonomy places the organism in Eukaryota, Metazoa, Arthropoda, Insecta, Hemiptera, Cicadellidae. The transcript is spliced from 8 exons.
UUAAACCAACCUAAAACCUAACCUCAAACAAUGGAUUUUAGUUGUCCUAGUUUGUCAAAGGUUUUAUUAGAUUUUAUGCUUUUUGUUGGCCUAUCCUAACACUAAAAUAUUUGGAAAGUUCUUAUUUUAUGUAGUAUCAAGAAACGUCGGCCAUGUCAUCAUCUACACCAGGAGUUGAAAUGAAGGCUCCUCGAGAGCAGUACGAUGAACUGCUUGGAGGUCAGACAUGCCUCCCCUCCCGUGUUAGUAUUCUGCACUUCGCAAAUGCCAGGAGUCAAGAGAUCUCAGCACUUACCGAAGCAAUUGAGGAUCCUCAAAACAAACAUCUGGCGUUCCAGCGGAUGCCAAGACAUCUACGAAGGCGAGCCAUGAGUCACAAUGUGAAGCGUAUGCCGAGAAGAUUGAGGGACGUUCAUUUGGCACAGUUAGAGAAGUCAGGGUUGCCAGUCAAGGGGAAGCGACCUAGCAGAAAGUUUCGUCGUCGGCCGAGUAACUUGCUCCAAGAAUACAACAGGAGACAGAGAAAGUAUGCGUGGUUGGAGACCCACAUCUGGCAUGCAAAACGUUUUCACAUGUUGGAACGCUGGGGCUACAAACUUCCUAACUACCCCAAUGACAAAGCGUACCGAGCCUGUUACCGGGCCACUGCCAAACACUGUUUAAUACAGGAUAUGUCAUACCUGAAUUGCAUUGAGCUUAAAGGAUCAGAAGAAGACAUCCUGAACGGUUUGAGACAACUAACCAGCACAGAAUGUGGAUUGACAUUCGCGGCUAAAGCAACUCUCAGGGGGACGAAGGAGGGCAGUGUGAUGACCUUCAAACAUGGAGCUUACCCUUUCCAUGCAAUUGGAAGGGUGAACUUCAUGUGGCGGCCAGAAGUGACCGAGAACUCUCAAACAAUCUGGAUUUGGUGUCACCCUGCUUUUUACAAAGAAUUCUUAGAAGAACUUAUUUUAGUUUUUCAAUUUCAAAGCGUAGAAAAUGAUCAAAUGGAACCCAAUGAGACUGAAAAGAAAGCCAUUAAUGUAGAAAUGAUCAAGCUACAAACUAAAAAUGUCGGUAGACUACCCAAAUACACCAACAAAACUGUAGUUAUGACUUUACUGAAGGACACUCUGAACAGGUUUCGCCUUACGGGGCCGCUAGCUCAAGUUGUACUUACGGAAGCUCUGAGAUUUGUCGAUAUCGAUAAAUUUAUUGGGGAAGACGAAAACAAAAUGGAAGUCGACAGCGGUAAGCUUAGGUCGUUUUGGCUGAAAGAGUUUUACAGUGAAAUGAAUUUGGGCAGUUUGAGGCAGCAAAAGACAUUUUGGGAACAGGUGCUGAAAGAUGUCAACUCCGCGGAUGAACUUCCUCCGAGGAUGAUUCUUGCCGCUACUGUGAUGGAUCCUCGAUUGUCAAUGCCGUCCUCUAGAACCAAAGCUGUGAACUUAGAAGUCACCAGUGUCCACGCCACGGUCCCUGCGGCACUCAGUAGCCAGAGUCCGCUGUGGGUGACGGAAAUGCGAGACUGUGUGAGCCACAGCAAGAUGGCCAUCGCGGAGCUGAAUAACCUGAGGUCGCGAGCUGUCGUUCCCGGCAUCUCGACAGUCGAGUGGCUCGGCCAACAACAUGUGAGUCACCUGCCAGUCUUGUUGGUGCAGAUUCCUGGCGAUAGAGACGUACGACGAGGCUACAGCUGUGGGUGGGACGUGAUAGCCCCGGCUGGAUGGGGGGCUCCGCUGUGGCUAGGACUGGUGCAUCGUGGGGCCUGGGCAGGGGGGCUGCGGGACACUGAGCGACUCACCCUGGAGACAGCCUCAGGCCCCAUCCUACCUCCCGACACUGCCGCGGGGCAGAGUCUAGCUCAGCUGAGGAGAACCCAGCUUCAGGACAAACACUUCCGGUUACCUCCAGACAAGCGUCCAAACUACGUCAAGCUCGGAGUUGUCACUCCAUUCUACAGCCCUUGGACAAUACUGCUUCAAGACUGGUCUUCUUCAACGGAAAAUACAAGUUUUUACGUGAUAAGAAACAGACUACAGCUACAGUACCUGAAUUGUUUGUUGAACAAGACCAAACCUGUCACAACCUGUAGCUUCAGUGAUAAUGAUAUAUCUUGCGGAAUCGUCCAAGUGUCCGUCGAAAUGAGUGGGAGAGGUUUGAUAAAAGAAUGUGCUUUAAUCUGUGCAGCAAACAAGAAGGACAUGAAGUUGACGAAGGAUAAAUCAGGUCGAGGACCAGUAGAGCCACUUCGAGAAGACAAGAAUGAGGAACGGAGGAAAACGGAGAGGGAUAAUCAUUUGAAGAAACUAAAGUGUUUGAGGAGAAAAAGGCUGAAAGCAAAACGUCAGUUGGAGGAUAAAGGAAUCUUUCUUUCAAAGGAAAAGACUAAGAAACGACCCACAGAGGCCAUCGUUGCUGAACAAGCUGAAUUAAUGCGAGAACUUUGGUUACCAAGUGAAAUAAAGAGUGUAAAAUGUUCUUCAAGUCGAAGUAUCGUCGGGUUUGUCACAAGUGGAGGUUCUUCGUUUACUCGAGCUUUGUCUACGGUUGGCUACGGUUUUGUCUCAUUGUCAGCACUGCUAAGUGUGAUGGAGAAGAACAAUCUGUUUCUAUUGAGAAACGUUAGUUCGUUGCAGUAUUACUUUGUCAGAUUAAAAAUAAUCUUUUAAAAGCAAAUGAACUAUAACUAUAUCCACCAUGUAUUUUUCACACAUUUUAUUAAGGAAGACUCUUUUGUUUGUAAA